GGACAGGUAAAACAGGUGACGAGGCGUCAGGUUUCAGUCCGUGUCAACUGCUGGCUUCUCACCGAGCCGAUCGGGAAAGAUCAAAAACACACGAUUCCCUCUUGUACACAAGUUAGAUUUUUUUUUUUAAUAUUCAGCAAACUGGUGACCUAACGCCAUGGCAGCCAAGUAUGAUGGCUUGUCCCACUGUAAGCUGGCCCUGGCGUUUGCUAUCCUGAUGGACCUGUUGGGUGUGAUAUCCCUGCUGCUGGGGGUCUUCGCUCCACUGGAGAUCCAAGGGCAAGACUUUGGGGAUCUGCUAGUGUACACAGGAGCUCUGCUGGUGCUAUUUUCCCUGGCAGGCUGGGUCAUGUGGUACAGUGGCAACAUUGAGGGUCUGACCUCUAAAAAGGAGUUGGGGGGAACUCUCGGAGCUGUGGACCGCCUCGCCCGCUCCCUGAGCCGCAGAAUACGGAUCCCCAGGACUCACAGCAGCCCAACAUAAGAGGUGGAAACCACAAACACUAAAAACUAACAGACUGACUUGUUACAUGGCAGGCUGUCCCUAAUCAGGCGGCAGGCCAAACUGCCUGAAGUGAAGGAGUGUUACUGCUGUUACGUCUCUUGUGGAGUUAACAAAACACCUUGUUCACACAGAAAACUGCCAUUCAUUAUGUUUUUAUAAGGAAAAAUUAAAGACUAUAAUGUAAUAUGCACUACUACAGAUUGCAGUAAAUGGAGAUUAAAAACAUUAAUGUGCAUUAUUA
Molecule: messenger RNA, 746 nt
Organism: Lates calcarifer (barramundi perch)
Lineage: Eukaryota; Metazoa; Chordata; Actinopteri; Centropomidae
Product: transmembrane protein 238
Exons: 2
Coding region: 158-484 (108 amino acids)
Source: RefSeq, a predicted model, not a curated record